This is a messenger RNA of Anthonomus grandis grandis, 1170 nucleotides long. RefSeq names its product transcription factor A, mitochondrial-like. The record is from RefSeq and is a predicted model, not a curated record. Bases 159 to 908 code for a protein of 249 amino acids. NCBI's taxonomy places the organism in Eukaryota, Metazoa, Arthropoda, Insecta, Coleoptera, Curculionidae. The transcript is spliced from 2 exons.
GUUAAUGACAGCGACGCGGACGAGUGCAACAUAACCUAAAUUAAACAUUUAUCCAGAAAUUGAAUUUUUAGAACAAAAAUCAUACUUUUAUACUUUUUUUUUUAUUGUUUAAAUUACAAAAGCAAUUUAAUUCACUCAAUUACGGGCUGCCGAUCGAAAUGGCGGCUCAGAAUUUUUUAUUGCGAAGCUGUUUGCUUUGGAAUGGCGGCGGCAAGUUAAUUUUAAAUAACAGAUUCAAUCACAUCAUUGUGCCUCAACAACCAUUCCUGGGUCUUAAAACAGAUUCCCAAUCAACGGUGGUCAUCCCUAAAAAACCGAAAAAACCUCUUACAGGCUAUUUUAAGUUUAUAGUCGAGAAACGCCCCAUUCUCUUAAAAGAAAAUCCCACUGUACCCAAUACUGAGGCAAUAAAGAUCCUCGCUGCCCAAUGGCGAGAAUUAGCACCGUCAGAAAAAACCAAAUAUGAACAAGAGGCUUUACAACUAAGGCAGCAAUAUGACCAAGAGCUCUUAGAUUAUAAUGCUCACCUCACUCCAGAACAAGAAGAGAAAAUAAAAGAAAUCGAAUCGGAUGCGAAGGAAGAAAAAAAAAAGAGGAAGUUGAAGAAAGAGAUGAAGGAAAUGGGAAAACCCUUGAAACCUCUUACAUCAUUUGGCUUGUUCGCUCAACCCCAUCUUAUUGGCCAAAGGAAUAUUAUAGAAGUGAUAACUGACCUUAAAAAAAAAUGGGCAGAAAUGCCUGAAGUAGAAAAGGAACAGUACCACGUACAAUACUUAAAGCAUAAAGACGCUUACGACAAGGAGUUGAAGAAAUGGGAGCAAAAGAUGAUAAACAUGGGCAAGAGUCAUCUAGUGAGAGCCAAGACACUUAAUGUCAAGGAGAGUUCUAAAAAAAAGAAUCCACAAUAGGGGUACGAGUGUCUUCAUGGAUCUGCCUCGGGAAAUGAAGGCACUGAUGAUAUAAAAGUAAUAGAAACUUUUAAAGAUCCUAUAAAUGUUUCUAUGGAAAAUCGGAGAGAGGAGGCGGAAAGUAGUGCUGUAAAUAGAGACUCGAAAAGUGCGAAACUGGUGAAUAAACUAAAAAAGUGGUUUAAGUUUUAAGUCGCAAUUAUUAGUUUUUAUCAUUAAAUCUUUCAAUUUUCUACUAAUAAACUAUGUUUUUGUGUUUGUA